Messenger RNA from Rhopilema esculentum, 5552 nucleotides. The record is from RefSeq and is a predicted model, not a curated record. NCBI's taxonomy places the organism in Eukaryota, Metazoa, Cnidaria, Scyphozoa, Rhizostomeae, Rhizostomatidae.
GCUUUCGCGACGUUCUUCCAUUGAUUGGCAGGUUUUCUAAGAAGUGCAACAGCAACCGACGCACCGAUAGCAGAAGACAAAAAAUGGCGGACGACACGAAUGUGUCUUCAACACAAAAGAUAGUUCGAAUUACCCAAGAAGAACUAGAGCAGUCCACGAACCUUGGUAGUCCAGAGCAUGUUCAUCUAAACAAUAAAUCAAGGAAACAUUCAAAUAGCCGUGCAGAGGCAAGGAAAGAGAGCAGUGAUUCGCCAAGUUCAUCUGACGGACAAUUGAAAUCCAAUGAAAAUGGGAAAUGGAGUGGCGAAAGCAAGGGUUUCCAGGUGCAAAACGAGGACAAGAAUGAUAUGUUUAAUGUCAAGGAAGCUAGUAAUAGUGGUAGCGUGGAAAAAUGCGAUGAAAAGCAAGUCUUGGGAACCAAAAACGUGGACACGGCUAAAAUGAGGAAACCGCGAGUUCGGGAAGGUUAUGGAUUGUAUCAGGUGAAAAAGGGGAAGUUCUCGGAUAAAAUGAAGAUAUCAGAAGUUAUGACCUCACCAAAAGAAAAAGUUAAGCCUGGAGAAAAUCAGCUAAAAGACGGGCCAAAGAAGAAGAGUCCCACCAAGGGAAAUGUAAGCAGCAUUAGGAAUGAAAAUGCAGCAGAAAGUGAACAGAAAUCUGGAAAGUCAGAGCGGUCGUCUUUGGAUGGAGAUAAUGAAGCCAUCAGUGGUUAUAACAGAGAAGAGUCUGCUAAAAGUAGGAGCCUUUCUGCAAAUAUUCAGGUGAACAAAAAAGAUUUUCACGAGGGAAACACUGUUACGAACACUUUACAUUCUAAAGAGAAGAAAUUUGUGAAAGAAGACUGGGAUCUUUCUCACUCUUCUCAUCAAGUUGCUAGCAAAGCUGAAGAGGAAAAGGAAGAUUCAAAGAGACCUAUCAGUGCAGAUCAACCAAAUAUACCAGUUAUGGAAACUAAAAUGCCUAACAAAGAUGAAAAGACCUCUGGGGAAGCAAACAGUAGGAAUGAUAGUUUAAAAAGAAGAUUAACUGAUUGUGAGAAAAAAGGGGAAGAUGUAAUUGACAUACAAGAAGGUAAAAAUGCAAAAGAUGCAUGUGCCCAUUCCAAGGAGAGCAAAAACAACACGAGCUUAGGGCAGCAAAAAAUUGCAUCAAAAGAGCAAAAGCCACAUACUGUAAAAGGCAUUGGGAGAGGAAAAGUGUUGUUAAAGCAGACAUCAGGCAAAGGGAAAGAGCGUUUGAAAGAUAGAAAAAAGCUCCCAUUUAGAAGAAAAAAGUCUGUUGAAAAACAAACAGAGGAUUCUAAGUUUAAUGAAGCUGAAAAUGAAAGUAAUGUUGAUCCUAAAAAUCCCAAAGAUGGUGUGUUUGCAAAUGACUCUGGAAAUAGAACUAAAGAAAACACAUUAAAGGAAGUGAAAGGAAAGGCAACUUUUUCAGAUACGGAUAAGGAAAUUUGUGAUCAAGAAAGUCUUGAAGCAUCUUCAGAUAAUACAAACAAAAAAGCCGGUAUCAUAAUUUUACCAUCUCCAGGUCUUUUAGAGCAAGCUGAGACUCAGAGGGAUGUCCAGAAAGCAGAAAAAGAUAAUGAACAAAUUGAAACUUCAAAAGGCUUCCAAAAGCUUCAAAGACCUGCAGGAUUUGACCCGAAGAAACCUAGAGGGAAAGCGAAGAUUAUAAAUGAGAAACAAACGGAAAUUAUUUCUGAAAAAGAGAAUCUGACGAUUUCAUCAUCAGAUGAGAAAGUAUGGUCUCGCAUAAAGUCUGAAUGUAACAAGAUGAAAGGAAAAUUAGCAAAGAGCUUUCUUGAAUUAGAGGACAUUGAAGAAAUUUUGGAACUGUCUACAUUACUUCAAGACUUGUACAAAGAGCUUAUUGUCAAGCACCAGGAUUUUUCAUUUGAAAAUGAUGUUGAGAGCUCUUUAUGGAAGAAUACUUUUCAUAAUGUCAUCACAAAAAUAAGAGAGUUAUUAGAUGAAAAACCAAAUGGCCGUGACUUUAAUGAAAUUGUUCAGUUUUAUUGGAAUUUUCUUCAGGAUGGGGAUGAUUUCUUGCAAGAGAUGCUUUUGUCCCUGCAGGAGGAAUGGAAAUUUGAUUUAGAUGCUUUUGUGAAAAAUCCUUUGAAAAUGGUUGGUUGCAAAAAGCAAGUUAAAUAUGCCAUCAGAAGUUGCCAUUUGAUCUUGUUAAAUUUGGGUGACCUAGAGAGAUAUAUCACAGAUUUGCAACAAGAUUUAAAUUAUUCAAAAGCCAAUGAAAAUUACCUGAAAGCACAGUUGCUGGCACCAAAGAAUGGCAAGUCUUACAACCAACUAGCUGUUGUUGCUGUUAAGAGCAAGAAGAAACUUGAUGCUGUUUACUAUUACAUAAGAAGUUUGGAGACAAGCAAGCCAAUAGAAUCAGCUAGAGAGCGACUCCUAGGAAUAUUUCAUGAAAUCAAGAAAAAGGCUGAUUUCACGAAGAAACAGUGCCUGGAAAAGUCUGUAAUGGCUGAGGAUUUUGAAUGGCAGAGAAUGGAAGAAAAUAAAGCAUUUGAUAACGAUUUUUCAAAGCAUGAUACAUGGGUCUUCAUUCGUGGUGGACAGUGCUACAAGUUAAAGCUUGGCUUUAAUGGGAAGAUCAAGGAAAUUAAGGAAGGAGGUGAUAUGUCGGAAGAAAAUGGAACUCAAGAAAAAGUCUCUUUAAGAGAGGCCAGUAAGCAGUUCUUGGUCUAUUACCUCUACCUGCACGGAAUAUUGUAUACCACAAUAGGGUUUGAACAUGUUAUGACAGUUUACGAAGAUGCAAUGCAGUCUUUCAAGCUUGUGUUAAACGCAAACAAAGCAUCUUGCAUCAAAAAGGAAAAUCUGAUUAAAUAUAUGGCCAUAAACAUCUUCUCGAUCAAUAAUCUUCUAAAGAAGUUAGACAAAUCCGAAGUAAUUGACGUUGCAAUCAUAUUUGCAUUGGAUAUGGUUGGAAUAAUUGCGCAACAUUGUGUUACUUUGAUGGAAGAUUACGAUACCGAUGCUCUGGAUCAAUUAUUACCAGCAGUGAAUGCAUGGAUGAAAUGGAUGUGCGGAUACCUUGAUACCAUCAAAUGCUCUUCAGUUUGCCAUAUGAAGGACAUUUGGGAGAACAUUGUACGGUUCAUAAAUGCAAUUCGAAGUUACGACAUUUUGCCUGCCAAGGCAUCAGAAGACGGUGAGCCUGUAGGCCUUUUCGAAGACAAAUUCUUAUCUGGGUUCCAGCCUCUUUUUGAAAUGGACAAGCCCUCGAUGAAAGCAUUGCAAAUAGAUCGGAACAAAGCUGAACGACUGCUCAGAAUGGAGAGUUUGAAAGAGCUUGCGUUCAUGAUAUCAGAGAGCGGCAAACUGCCGGUUGUCUACAAUGAAGAGACCCGGUCGUUUGAAGUUGUUACGCCUUCUGUUGUUUUUGAUUCCCCAACCAAAAACGGUACAACCUUAUGCCUUGAAGAAAAUGACACUGAUUUACAGGGUGAUGAAAGUGACAUCAUCAUUGAAGAUGUGGUAGAAAAUAUCGACGAUCGAGAGCUUCAGUAUCUCAAAGAAUUGAAGGCCAAAAAGAUGGAGUUAACAGCUAAAUUGAGCGACCAAGUGAAGAAAAAACAAGAGAGAGCUGCCAUCGUAGAAAACAAUGCAUCUCAAGUUCAUGUCAUUUUUGAAAACCACCCCAAGCACAUUGUUCCUGACACUAACUGUUUCAUCGAUAACCUCGCCGGGAUUUUAAAGAUUGUCGAUUCGAGAGAUUUCGAUGUUGUUCUUCCUCUAGUUGUCGUCAAUGAACUGGAUGGUCUGAAGAAGGGCAGAGAUGUGCCGAGCAAAUGUCCAAAUGAAGCCAAUGCGAUGUUGGUAAAGGAACGGGCGAGAAUUGCAAUGGAAAUGUUGGAAAAUCGCUUUAGCGAGGACAACGCAAGGCUAAAGGCAUUAACGAGUGCCGGAACAGAGUUAGAUUCGAUUGCGUUUAGAAAUGAAGAGUUUUUGCAAGACAAGGGGAAAAAUGAUGAUAUUAUUCUCUCAAGCUGUCUCCAUUACUGCGACGAAUCUAUGUCAAGAUUCUCGCCAGGCGACAGCCCUGUACGGCUUCAAAGAAACGUGGUCCUGCUUACAGACGAUAGAAACCUUCGCUUGAAGGCUCACAGUCGUCAGGUACCAACUCUCAGUUUGAAUAUCUUCCUGAGAAUGGCUCAUUUGGACUAAGUCUGACCGCGAACCUGAAGAUUUGAUCGCAAAUGGCAGCUAGCUUUGUUGAGGCAACGUUUCCUGUCAACUGUUUAUGAAGGAAUUUCGGAUCUCUUUAAUAGACUCUGUGAGCCUCGACUUGAAAGAGCUCAUGUUAUUCCCAUCUACCGUGGCCUCGCAAUCGGUUCUGCGUCCUCGUGACUCUGUUGCUGUCAACAUUCACAAGUCGUUGUUGAUGUUGAAACCGAUUAUAUUCAAAAGAAGUCAGGUUGCUGUUGUUGUUGAAAUCAGUUAUGUUAAAGAGAAUGCUUCUAGAAUUCCUUCAUAUAUAGAAACAGUUCGAGCUGAGCAAGUUAAAGUUCCUCUCUGAUUCCCUCGCAUUUUGUUUGUUCACUUCACUGGGAGAAAAGAUGGACGACGAAAGUUGAUAAGUAGAGUUCGAAUGACGCUUUGUAGAGACUUUCCCUUACUUAAAAGUACUCUUGUCUAAUGCUUACAAAUCUUAUUUCAUUGCUUUGUCCAAAAUGCUGGCCCUAAACUAUCAACCACCGUCAUAGCAAAGUCUAUGAAAUUCUGCCAAUUUUGAUCGAAAAUUCUAUUUUUUAAGCCUUUUUGGGUCGCGCCUAUUAAACAAAUGAAUUGCGGGAAUGCACCUCAUGGCUUGGUAUCCCCUACCGAUUCCCACCAGACCAUUGACUGAAAAACCCUCUCCUCAUGAGGAUAACGAAAUUUCACACAUUGCCCUCUUGAGAAUUUGCUUUUAAAAAGGACUUCGAUCUGGAAUCUUGUCGCAAAAGUCAUGGUUUUGUUUGCAAUGCACAUAGAAUAGGAACAUUUGCCGCCAUCGUCUCAAGGGUAUUUCAUAUAAGACGGUGUUCCCAAAUGAAUGACAGCAAAGGGUGUUCUAUAAGCUUUAUUCAAACCCAAAGGCAAUAGGUAAUGCUCAGUUGAAGUAGGGAAUAUAUACAUGUAUCUGUAAUAUAUGUUUCUGCUAGAGUUUUAUAGUUUGAACCAGGGUGAUACAUUGGCUCAACUUCGAUUCGUAAUAUAAGAAAUAUGCCUAAAUGUCAGUAAAGUCAAUACUGGCUAUCGAUUGCUUAGCAACUCUCCAAUUGUUAUAUUUUAGUGAUUCCUUCAGUGGGCGUGGUUAGAAUUGUUCGCUGCCCCACCCUGAACCUAGCUCUUUUAUUUGUUACAAACCUGUUGCAUUAAAGCUAUACCAACCUUUCUCUUAUGUAUGGUUUUGUGGAAGAUCCGACAUAAAGAAUAGAGAUUCUUCUCGCCUUUUUGAAUCUACUUCUCCAUAAAGCUUCACAAUAGCUCAUAAUUGCGAUAAGGCCAGCCCCUGUACCCCUAUUUUUGCGUUCGUAGAAAAACCUUCAC